UGGUGCCAAGGAAGAAGUCCAAUUCUGAAUCCUAGCCCACCCCACUGAGAUGGGAGCAGAACAUUUUCUCAUUUUCAUUUUUGCAGCAGGGGCUGUACAGGGUGCCAAGGAAUCUCUGGAAAUUAUUCCUAUAAAUGGGAAUGUGGAAUUGAAUACACAGGCAUAUUUUUUAUGCAAAGUGAGAGGAGGUGGAGGAGUCCAAGUGUCUCUGACUUGGAUUGAUCCCGAAGGGAAUGAAAUUGAAGAGGAUUCCAAGCCCUACUGGGUGAAGGUGAUUGAUGAAACAUCCAAGGGGCUGGAGAUGACUCUCACUAGCCCAGAUCAGGGUGGGAAUUUCAAGUGCGUUGGAGAAUUUGACUUUGAAAAAACUGUUACGAAUCAAAUUGAAAUCCACGUGAUCCAGAGACCUACAUUUGUGAACACAAUGGAUCUUGUGAAGGAAGUUCAUGAGGGCCAAAAUGUAGAAUUCAGCUGUCUGGUCAAAGGAAUACCAACGCCAACUAUUAGAUGGAUUUUUGGAAACCAGGACAUCAGAAAUAUUAAGGAAAGGCAACUAUUUGUUGAAAAUGGGAAGCUUCUGAUAGAGAAUACCCAAUCAUCCGAUGCUGGUAUUUACAUUUGUGAGGCAACCAUUGAAGAACGCAAUGAAGUAGCUUUUGCAAAUUUUACACUCAACAUUAAAUUUGCUCCUAAAAUAGAGCUCCUUACAAGUGUACCUUUGGUCACUCAGACUGGGAAUCCCAUUCAAGUCAACUUCACCAUCCUGGCUAACCCCUCACCUUCUGUCUCCAUUGCUUGGAAGGAGAAGAUUUUUGAAGAUGAUGCCAUCAAAAUGAUAGCGCAGAACCAAAAUAGAUAUUUGUUCCUCUUUGAGAUUACACCAACUUCGCAAGAGGACAUUCCAGAACUCGUUAUAACUGCUGCUAAUGAAGUGGGCACCACCAAGAAGAACGUUCCGUUGGAAAAAGAUGGAGGCUUGGGAUGGGGCAGCAUUUUAGCAAUUGUGUUGGCAAUACUGGUGCUCCUCUUGCUGAUAGAUGCCUUGUGUUAUUACAAGCGCCGGUGUGGCUUCUUGAUGUUCUGCAAAAAGAAUAUUCUGUGUAAAAGGUCUACAACAGGAGUUGAGAACAAUGGGAAAAUUCUCUCAAAAUCAGGAAAAAGCCCUGUAGUCAACAUCUCUGGUUCAGAAGCCUGAUUGGACCGUAGCAAUGAGAUCAGAUGAUGAAAUAUUGACUUUCUGCAACCAUGUUUGGAUACACUGGGCAAAGAAAAAGGAGUUUCUCCUCUUUAUUAUACCUUUCACUAUUCUUCUACUCUUAUUAUCACCUUUAAUGGACCUGUUGCUCUAAAAUUAGUGGCAGGUAACAUCCAUGAUGGGCUGAAAUCCUGUGCCCACAAUUUGGAGUUAUCCUUUCUUUUAUAGAUAGGACCAAAAUACAUCAUUACAUCGACACAACAUUAUAUCAAUGCAUUACAUCCAGAACAUUUUUGCUUUUCAGCUUAUGGUUUUUUUUAAAAAAAGUUUACUUUUAACAUAUAGGAGGGGGGAGUUAUGAUACUUUGUUACCCCACUAUGUAUUUAUUGGUGUAGCCAAACUUGUGGUCACAUUGUUAAUACACAAUGUGUACAAACAAUGUGGCACUAACUUUUUUUUUUAUUGAUGUAGCCUUUUUCCAAGUCAGAGUUUUUGAAUGGCAUUGAAGUAAUUCAUAACAGAGCAAAUAAAAUAGUUAUUUCCAAUUAAACCACAA
Pantherophis guttatus is the source of this 1752-nucleotide messenger RNA. Its product is annotated as neural cell adhesion molecule 1-like. Gene Ontology annotation, molecular function: cell adhesion molecule binding. The record is from RefSeq and is a predicted model, not a curated record. Gene Ontology annotation, biological process: cell-cell adhesion. Gene Ontology annotation, cellular component: cell-cell junction; plasma membrane. NCBI's taxonomy places the organism in Eukaryota, Metazoa, Chordata, Lepidosauria, Squamata, Colubridae.